AGCGAGAGUGAGAAGCGAACCGAGCGGCCAAGAGUGAGAGAGAGGGGGAGACGGCGGGAGCCUGCUAGGCUCGCCUUUCUCGGCGUCCGCAGCGGCGCGCUAGUCUCGGUUUGCCGUUCCGACGUAACGGACGUACGUUCCGCGGCGGUCGCUCGCUUCCACGUGGGAGCUCGAGCUCCGGACCUCUGCUCUGUCCGGUCGUUGUGUGAUCAUUGUCGCUCGAAAGUGUACGCGUGCAUCGCGGCCGCUGUUGACCACCGGGGCGACAGCCAUCAGCAGCGGAGUGGAGAGAAUCGCCUCGCAAUCCCGCCGCGUCGGUUCGCGGCUAACUUCAGUGCAGUGACACGGCCUCCUGUAACGUAAAUACGGUGCGCGUUUGUGAGACUCGCGCGUUCCUCCUCAGUGAGACUUCUCCUCCCCGGUCUGUGCGGACGGAGAGACGAGAGUGGUGUUCCCCAGCAUUCGGAAUUUCCCCAGCAUUUUUUGGAUUACCUGAAGCAGGAUACUCCGAGAGAGGCGGAGGGGACUCGCUUCGCGCCGCUGUGUGCUUUCUCGCGGGACGCGAUCGGCGUCGCGGCAGGCAUCGCAGCGCAACAAGGUGAGACUAACAGAAGACUCAUUGAAAUUAUCCGAAUGUCCGGUCAUUAUCGCGCCGUCGCGCCGCGCCGUGGAGAACGAACAAUGUGCAGGUGACCGCCGCCGAUACGCCGAAACGGGGCCGGAAGUCUCGUGCAUCGCAGUGGCCUUGUUCCGCAGGGCAAAAGACAAACCGGGCGGAAGCGUUCGUCGACAAGGACCAACGAUGAGCUAGCGAUACACCAUCAUGCAUAGGAUGAAGCAGCGCGCGCUGCAUGCCUGGCCAUGGUUGUGGCUGUGGCUGCUGUUCGCGGCCACGGCUGGCUCCCCGUCUUCCGACAGUCCCGUACCGACGACUCUUCUGCCGCCUCGUGGCGACGGAGGUGGAGGCGCGGGAGGAGACGGCGGAGGAGAUGGCAAUGCUGGCGACGGAUCGAUGAAGCUGUCGAUCUCGUCGAUCGGCACUGCGACGACCCUGCCGAUCACGUUUGAGGAUGACGCGAGUCUUUCUUCGGAGUUCGAUUUUCGGUUCACGCAGUCUUUGUACAACGUUUCCAUUCCCGAGAACUCCAUCGGCAAGACGUAUGCUAUGCCCGAGGAGAGAAUGGGGAUAAAGCUCGCGUCUGCCGACAGUGACGUUGACAUAAAGUUUCGUAUAGUGAGCGGCGAUCGCGAAAAGUUUUUCAAAGCGGAGGAGCGUACGGUCGGCGAUUUUUGUUUCCUCCUUAUUCGGACUCGAACCAGCAACAUCGAUGUGCUGAAUCGCGAACGCAAAGACCGAUACGUGCUCGAGGUGCGCGCUACCUUGAGCAAACGCGACGGUAAAAACAGAGUGGUUACAUUCGAGACGGACACCACCGUGGUGGUGACGAUCCUCGACACGAACGAUCUCAAUCCGCUGUUCUAUCCGAUCGAGUAUGAGACCACCGUGACGGAGGACACGCCUUUGCAUCGCAGCAUACUCAGGGUAAUCGCCGAGGAUGCCGAUCUCGGUAGAAACGGCGAGAUUUACUAUAGUUUCGCCGAGGAGACCGAUCAAUUUGCCGUUCAUCCGGUCAGCGGCGUGAUAACGCUCACAAGACCGCUCAGGUACGCGGAACGUGCUAUACACGAGCUGGUAGUCUUAGCGAAGGAUCGCGGCGCUCUGUUCCGCAGCACGGGUACCAGCCGCGCGAGCACCGCGAAGGUCACGAUUAGGGUACGGCAGGUGAACCUGUACGCGCCAGAGAUCUACGUGCACCAGUUACCCGACAUCGUCGAGAACUCGAACGCCGACAUCUACGCGAUCGUGCGGGUGAUCGACCGUGACGAAGGAGUGCACGGUCAAAUCGCGAACCUUGACAUCGUGGGCGGCGAUCCGGCCGGCCACUUCAGAGUGCGCCCGGCCGGCGGCAGCGGGUCGCGCUCCGGCGAGUACAACAUCGAGGUGCUGCACCUGCUCGAUCGCGAGACCGCGCUGCAGGGUUACAAUCUCACCCUGCGCGCCAUGGACCGUGGGGUGCCGCAGCGAUACAGCUACAAAUUCGUGCCGGUGCACUUGGCCGACGUGAACGAUAAUGCCCCGGUGUUCAGUCGUGAGAUUUACGAGGUCAAGGUGCCGGAAACGGCGCCGAUCAAUACGCCGAUCAUAAGACUGAAGGUCACGGACGCGGACGAAGGGAAGAACGCAUUGGUGUAUCUCGAGAUAGUCGGCGGCAACGAGGGUGGUGAGUUUCACGUGAACGCCGAGACUGGUAUGUUGUACACCGCCGUCAAUCUGGACGCCGAGAAGAAGGCAUUUUACACGCUGACGGUCUCGGCGAUCGAUCAGGGUAAUGCCGGGACCAGAAAGCAAUCCUCGGCGAAAGUGAAGAUCAACGUGGUCGACACCAACGACAACGAUCCGACUUUCGAUCAGCCGGAGAUGGAAGUGCUGCUGGACGAGAACGAGCCGGCCGGCUCGUCCGUCGUGCGAGUUACCGCGAAGGAUCGCGACUUCGGCGAGAACGCCUACAUAUCUUACAGUAUCGACAACCUGAAGAAAGUGCCGUUCGAAAUCGAUCAUUUCUCCGGUAUCGUCAAGACCAAACAGGUGCUCGACUACGAGACCAUGAAGCGCGAGUAUCUGCUGCACGUGCGAGCCAGCGAUUGGGGCCUGCCCUAUCGGCGUCAGGCGGAGAUGCAAUUACGAGUCAAGUUACGGGACGUGAACGACAAUCGGCCGCAGUUCGAGCGGAUCGACUGCACCGGUCACGUGCCGCGGUACGUGUCGAUCGGCUCCGAGAUCAUCACCGUGUCCGCGAUCGACUUCGACGCCGGGAACAUCGUGAGUUACCGCAUAGUGUCCGGCAAUUCCGACGGUUGCUUCGCCCUCGACUCGGCCAGCGGCGUCCUCUCGGUCGCCUGCGAUCUGUCGGACGUCAAGGCCACCGAGAGAACUGUUAACGUUACCGCCACCGACGGCACGCACUUCGCGGACGUCAAUCCCGUGCACAUACAUCUCGUGAACGCCAAGCGGAAUCUGGGCUCGCAGGCGAGAAUCCUGACGGACGAGACCGGUGCUUUCGAGUGUCACGACACCGGCGUGGCGCGCAGACUGACCGACGCGAUCGCCUCGGCGGAGAAGAACAACAUGCCGUCACGGGACGACGAGUACACUCUGAUACCGAGCCGUUACGGCGAGAACGUGCACGCGCCCGAGUUCAUCGAUUUUCCGAACGAGAUACGAGUCAACGAGUCGCUCAAGCUCGGCACGAUCCUCGUGCGAAUACGCGCCCGCGAUCGCGACCUAGAUUACAACGGCAAGCUCGUCUUCGUCAUAUCCAGCGGUGAUCGCGACUCCGUCUUUGGCAUCGAUCCGGACACCGGUGACCUGAAUACGAUCGGUUAUCUGGACCGCGAGCGCGAGAGUGAGUAUUAUCUGAACAUAAGUGUGUUUGAUCUGGGUAAACCGCAAAAGUCCGCCUCGAAGAUGCUACCGAUCAUCGUUUUGGACGUCAACGACAACGCGCCCAAGUUCGAAAAGUCAUUGGCAAGUUUCAGGAUCUCGGAGACAGCGUUGAACGGCACCAACGUAUGGCGCGCCAAUGCCACCGAUGCUGAUCUCGGUGACAACGCGCGCGUCACUUACUCUCUCGUGACGGAGACCAAUGACUUUCGCGUGGAUCCCGUGACAGGUGUACUGAGCAUCUUCGGCAAGCUCGACAGGGAGCGACAAGAAAUAUACGAGCUGAGAAUCCGCGCGCGUGAUAAUGGUGGCAAGGAUAAUGACACUCCGCCCCUGUACUCGGACGCGCUCGUCAGAGUGACGGUCGACGACGUCAACGACAACGCGCCCACCUUCGCGCUGUCGAAUUACAACGUCAAGAUCCGCGAAGACGUGCCGCUGUGGACCGUCGUUGCCGUUGUGGACGCCACGGAUCCCGACGAAGGCGCGGGCGGCGACGUGGAAUACUUCCUGUCGGACGCGAUGGAUAGCGAGGGUUUCUUCAAGAUCGACAAAGUAUCGGGCACGGUGAGAACGAUUCAGAGCUUGGACUUUGAGGAGCGACAAGUGCACACGCUGACGAUAGUCGCGCGCGAUCGCGGUGAGCCGUCCUUGACUUCCGAGACGAUGCUCGUGAUCGAAGUGAUUGACGUGAACGAGAACCUCCAUUCGCCAGUCUUUGACGACUUCGUCGUGUCCGCGAGUGUCUUCGAGAAUCAGCCCAUCGGCACCCUCGUUACUACGGUUCGAGCGAAGGACGCGGAUCCCCCGGGCGGAGAUUCCAGGAUCGGAUACAGUAUUCGCGGAGGCGACGGCAUCGGCAUUUUCUCCAUCGACAACGAAGGAAACAUUAGAACCAAGGCAGUGCUCGACGUCGAGACGAAGAGGGGAUACUGGUUGACCGUUUACUCCCAGGAUCACGGAGUGGUUCCGCUGAGCUCGAGUCUGCAGGUCUACGUCGAAGUACUAGACGAGAAUGACAAUACGCCGCUGACCGAGCUCCCAGUUUACUACCCAUCUGUGCCUGAGAACUCGCCCGCCAGCGUGAGCGUCCUGCAGAUCCGCGCCUUUGAUCGCGACGUCUCACCCCAGCAAUUCGUCUUCACCAUCAGCAGCGGCAAUCCAGAGGGUUAUUUUCUCAUCAACUCCACCACCGGUCUCAUCACCACCAGCGGCAGAAAGCUCGAUCGCGAGAAUCAAGCGGAGCACGUGUUGGAGGUGACAGUGAGAGACAACGGCAGGCCGCCCUUGUCAUCGACCACGAGGGUCGUCAUCGAGGUGGCGGAUAUCAACGACCACGGUCCCGAAUUCGAGCAGAAGUUUUACACGGUCCAGAUUCCGGCGUCGCCGGUGACCGACAAGCCGCUCUUCCAGAAAUCGAGGAACCGCUCGCGGGAGUUCGACCUUUCGAUCGAUACGUUACUAGAGAACGGGACUUGGGAGACAUUUAGCCCCGACACCUUGUCAGGAGAUCGUAUCUUCAGGGUUCUUGCAUAUGACCAGGACAUCGGUGACAACGGGAGAAUCCAGUAUAGCAUCAAAGGUGGCCGUGGAAAGGGCAAAUUUAAAAUUCAUCCCAUCACGGGGAUGGUAUACUCCCAACGUGGAUUCGAGGCUGGUCAAGAAUACGAAAUGAUGAUACGAGCGGCCGAUCAUGGCGAGCCCCAACGUAGUCAUCAGACUCGAGUUUCUGUUCAAGUUGUGGAAGCGCCGAAGGAAUCGGAGAACCCUCCAGUGUUCAAGACAAACAAUCAAAGCGUGGAAGUCACAGAGAGCGACGAGGCGGGCUUUUUAGUCGCUCUCGUGCAAGCUAGUGACAAAGAUGGUGAUCCUCUGUGGUACGAUAUUUUAGAUGGUGACAAGCGCGACGAGUUCUUCAUCGGUCGCGACAACGGCAACGUGCUGCUAGCUAAGAAACUGGACUGGGAGACCCAGAACUUUUACAACCUCACGAUCGGCGUAACCGACGGCGUGCACACGACGCUGACGCAGCUGCUCGUUACGGUGAUCGACAUCAACGAUCAUCGGCCGGAGUUUACCGAAAGCACAUAUCGCGUCGACAUCUCGGAGAACGUCGAGAAAGGCGAGCGAAUCCUGCAGCUGCACGCGACCGACGAGGACGAGGAUAAGAAGGUCUUCUACAGCCUGCACGCGGCGCAGACUCAGGCCUCGCUCGAGAUCUUCCACGUGGACUCGGUUUUGGGCUUGAUCACAUUGAAUGAGCCGCUCGAUCGAGAAACCAUCGAGGAGCACGUGUUAACGGUGAUGGUCAAGGAUCAGGGAACACCGGCGAAACGCAACUAUGCCCGAGUAAUCGUUACCGUUCACGAUCACAACGAUCACGCGCCCGAAUUCAUCAGCGAGAUCAUCCAAGGCAAGGUGUACGAGAGCUCACCGGUCGGCACGGCGGUGGUGCAGGUGUGCGCGAUCGAUCGGGACCGCGGCGAGAAUGCUAGGAUCACCUACUCGAUCACGUCCGGCAACGUUGGUAACGUGUUCAUUGUCGAUCCGGAUCUCGGUUACAUCCGCGUCGCGCGCGAGCUUGACCUUAGCGUCUCUUCCGAGUACAUCCUCCUCGUAAAGGCAACCGAUCACGGCUCGCCCGCGCUGGCGAAUACCGUGCCGGUACACGUGAUGGUGACGAUGGCCGACAACGCGCCACCGCGAUUCAUCCAGAAGGAGCUGUCCGCGGAGAUAUACGAGAACCAACAGCUGGGCACGUACGUGAAACACGUGGAGGCGCGAAGCACGUCGUCGCUGCAGUUCGAGAUUGUGCGAGGUAAUCGCGACGACGCAUUCUUCGUGAAUCCGAGCACCGGCGUGAUCGUCAUCAAGAAUCAGCUAGACUACGAGAAGACCAAGUUCUACAACCUGACAGUGUCGGCCACGAACAUGGCCGGCGUCUCGGCCACCUGCAACGUCAUUGUUCAUGUGCUCGACCGAAAUGACAACGCACCGCGUUUCCUGCAGGCCCAGUACAGCGGCGAGAUCAGCGAGGGUGCUAGCAUCGGCUCCCUCGUGUUGACCAACACGAGCGCACCGCUGGUCAUCAAGGCCGAGGACGCGGAUUCCGAGUUAAACGCGCUGCUCAACUACGACAUCGUUGAGGAUCUGCCGCGCAAGUACUUCCACAUAGACUCCAGCACCGGCGCCAUACGUACAGUCAUGUUGUUAGAUCACGAGACCAUACCGAUGUUCUCCUUUCACGUGAAGGUUUCGGAUCUCGGCAAGCCAAAACUCUCGUCUGAGACCACCGCCAAGGUGAUGAUAGCCGUGACGGACGUCAACGAUUGUCCGCCCAAGUUCUCGAAGACUGAUUAUAAUGUAACGCUUCUACUGCCUACGUACAAGAACGUUGCCGUCACUCGGGUGAAUGCCGUAGAUCCCGACAGCUCCGAGGGCGCCGCGUUGAGAUACGACAUUAUCGACGGGAAUAAGGCUCACACUUUCGACAUCGAUGCCCAGAGCGGUAUUAUUACAGUCAAUAAUCCAGAACGUAUGAAGAAGAACUAUCUUCUCCACGUGCGAGUGUCGGAUGGCAAGUACUCUAGCGUGGCGCAGGUGAACGUGAUGGUAGAAAAAUCGGAGAAUUCCGGUUUGGUCUUCCAGAAGAAUAUCUACGAAGGUGCUAUCCUGGAGAACUCUACGAAAAUUACAACCGUAGUGGUGGUGAACGUUCUUGGUAGCUCACUGAACGAGCACAUUGUCUUCAGCAUUCUUAAUCCCACCGACAUGUUCGUGAUCGGACCAACUUCCGGUGCGAUCAGAACUAACGGCAUACGCUUCGAUCGAGAGGUGUGCGAUCACUAUGAGUUAAUCGUUGAGGCGAAGAGUCACCCGCCGGAUCGGGAAAAACCCAGGGUGGCUCAUGUCAUAGUCAACGUCACUGUACUCGAUAUUAACGAUAACUGUCCGAUGUUCGUCAAUUUGCCUUACUACGCUGUCGUCUCUGUUGACGCUCAAAAGGGCGACGUCAUUACGAAGGUUCACGCGAUAGAUAUGGACAGUGGCGAUAACGGCGAGGUGAGAUACGAGUUGAAAAAGGGUCACGGGGAGCUCUUCAAGGUAUGCCGUAAAACCGGUGAAAUAUCGUUAAAACAGAAUCUCGAAGGUCACAAUCGCGAGUAUCAGCUCACGAUUGCUGCGUACGAUGGCGGAAUAACGCCGUGCUCCAUUGAGGUGCCAGUCAACGUGAAGGUGAUAGAUCGCUCGAUGCCGGUAUUUGACAAGCAAUUCUACACGGAUAGCGUGCUCGAGAGUAUAGAAGUACAUUCACCUCUGGCGUUAUCCAUUCAAGCUGAGUCACCGUUGAAUCGCAAACUCAUAUAUAGCAUUACUAAGGGCAAUGAUUUUGAGGAGUUCGCCCUGGACUUCAACACGGCCCCUGACAGUAACAAUGGUCCUUGUGUAAUCUAUGUGGUGGAUGAGCUGGAUUAUGAGCAGAAGAAGCAGUACGAGCUGACCGUACGCGCUACUGACAGCGUGUCUGGCGUUUACGCGGAAGUACUCGUCAGCAUCCUCGUCCUGGACGUGAACGACUGCCCGCCUGAGUUCACACAGGACUCCUAUAAUAUCUCGGUGUCAGAGGCGGCGGUAUUCGGGACCCCCGUUUUACGAGUGAGCUCUAGAGACAAUGACACGGGUAUCAAUCAACAAGUUCGUUACGCUAUUCAAAACGACACUGAGGACAGCACUGAUCUCUUCCACAUCGAUCCCGACGAGGGUGUGAUAUUUCUCAAGCGAUCCUUGGAUCAUGAGAGUCGUGAAUCCCAUCAUUUCACCGUGAUCGCUAUGGACCGCGGCGUGCCGAGUCUUUCGAGCACAGCGCAUGUCUGGGUGAGCGUGAUCGACAUGAACGACAAUCCGCCCAAGUUCGAGCAGCCCUCAUACACCUGUGUCCUGUCGGAGCAUGCUGAGCGCGGCCAAUUCGUGACGGUGGUGUCAGCCAGUGAUUCCGACUACGUUGACGAGAAGCUAACGUACACGAUUGUAGGUGGAAACGAGCAGCAGACGUAUAACAUUGACCAGUCGACCGGCAUCAUCUCGCUGAUAAACAUGCAGAACUUUGGCGAACAGAAGCUCAGCAUGCUCAACGUGUCUGUGACCGACGGUGUCUACACAAGUUUUACCCGUGUCAAGAUCGAGAUCCUGCCCGCGAACAGGCACAAUCCGAAAUUUCCGAAUCCGAUAGUUGAGGUAACCGUUUUGGAGAACCAGCUGCCUGGCAGGCUGGUCACCAGUGUGCUGGCCGCGGACGAAGACUUCGGCGAGUACGGCACGGUGACAUACGCGAUAAUGUCGGACAUGAUGAAGGAGGUGUUCGACAUAAACAAGCUCACCGGCGAGAUAGUGACGCGUAAGAAACUCGAUCGGGAAGAACAGAAGCGUUAUGAGAUACCCGUCAUGGCGACCGACGGCGGCGGUAGAUCCGGGUUUGUGAUGGUGCGUGUUAAGGUGGGCGACGAGAACGACAACGCACCUGUGUUCCUCCUCAGAGAGUACAAGGCGACCAUCCAGGGCAAUUUGUCCCUGAACACACCUUUCCUGAAAAUUAGGGCACAAGACGCGGACGAGGAUGAGGCAGCCAAGAUUGUUUACUCUAUCUACGAGCCGCAAACGUCAUCAGCUAGAUCUCUAUUUGGCAUAAAUCCUGAUACAGGAUCGCUCUUUCUGCAGAAGAGUGCUGUGUCGUGGGAAAAUCAAUUGUUUGAGCUCUUUAUUCGCGCAGAGGACAAAGGCACGACCACGCACCAUGCCGAUGUGCCGCUAAGUAUCUACAUAAUGGGCUCACACGAUAUCCCGCCUCUGUUCGAGCGGAAAGAAGAUAAAUUCUUUGUGAGAGAGGACUCUUCUGUCGGUACACCGAUCACAAAACUCAAGACUGUCACGAAUAGCACCGUGACAUAUCGCAUAGUGUCCGGUGACGAAGAAAACCCGCUCUUUACGAUUGACUCUCACGGCCAGAUCACUCUGGCGAGGCCACUGGAUCGAGAACUAAAGGACAGUCAUUUGAUCGGGGUCCUCGCUGAAACGGAUUCCAGCCCUCCUCUCACGGCUCUUGCCGAGAUCUCUCUUCAAGUGCUGGACGAAAACGAUCACGCGCCGAAAUUCGAGAGCAAUCCGUACGCGAUUAGUUUAGCCGAAAACAUUGAAGAAGGAACGUCGAUAUUGAAAGUUAUCGCGCACGAUAAGGAUCUCGGUAGCAACGGCGAAGUGCGUUACUCCUUCGGAUCCGACAUAGGGGAAUUAGCGAACGUUUUUACGGUGGACGCCUAUACUGGUUGGAUAUCAACGUUGGUGCAGCUCGACAAAGAAAAGCAACCGGAAUACAAGUUUCAGGUGGUUGCCACUGACAAUGGAAAUCCGAAGCACUUCGCGAGAACGUCCGUGCACGUCAAAUUAAAGGAUUAUAACGAUAAUUCACCCGCAUUCGUCGAUGAUCGCUAUGAGGCCACGGUGAAUGAGGACGCUUUACCGGGGACGGUCGUAGUAAAAUUGAUUACCAUCGAUAAAGACACGGAUGUCAACACGCCGAUAGAAUUUUACAUAACGUCCGGUGAUCCCAGAUCGCAAUUUCAAAUCAGGUCUACCGGCGAGGUGUACGUGGCGAAGUCUUUGGAUAGAGAGACGAUUGAUCGUUAUGAGCUUCAAAUUGUUGGUACUGAUGGGAAAUACGUUUUUGAGACAAAGGUGACGGUACAGAUCCUGGAUGUUAACGAUAAUCCUCCAUACUGUCUCAGAUACCGUUACAGAGAAAUACUUUCCGAGGGCUCGCAUCCCGGUGCCUAUGUCUUGACCGUUUUGGCCACCGAUUACGAUGACGAGCCGAACGCCAAGUUACGGUUUUACUUAACCGGCGAUAAUAAUGAUAAAUUCUCAUUGGACAAAGAAACGGGCGUGCUGAAAACCGUCGGCCAACUCGAUCGAGAAACUCAGGCCAAGUAUUCUCUGACGGCACACGUACAGGAUCGGGACAAACCAACUUGGGAGUGUUCGUCGCAGUUGGAGAUUCUCGUCUCCGAUCUCAACGACAAUGCGCCGAAGUUUACCAUGUCAACUUACAGCAGUACUUUGCCCGAGGACGUAGAGAUCGGUACGUUGGUGACGAAGGUGCAUGCUACGGACGAUGAUAUCGGAAUCAAUCGGAAGAUCCGGUACGAGUUCAUCGAUUCGGCAGACGGUCAUUUUCUUAUCGCAGCAGACAGUGGAAUAGUCACACUAGCCAAACCGCUAGACAGAGAAACGAAGGCGAUGUAUAACGUUACUGUUCAAGCGCUUGAUCAGGGCACCCCUCAACUAAUGGGAGUUGCUUCUCUGAUCGUUAAUGUGCAAGACAUCAAUGACAAUCCGCCGGAAUUCACUUCUAAGCUUUACUUCGCGAAGGUGCCUGAAAUUUACGCAGUCGGUACUGAGGUGGCACGAGUGUUCGCCACUUCCAAAGAUACGGGGGUCAACGCCGAUAUAUAUUACUCGAUCGUUGGUGGUAAUGAGCACAAGAAGUUCCAGAUAGAUGCCAAAACGGGUGUCUUGACCAUCGCCGAGCAACUGGAUUACGAACGAGCUCGCGAUUACUUUCUCACUAUUCAAGCUGUCGACGGAGGCAUUCCGCCGCUGAACAAUCAUGCCACUGUCAAUAUCACGGUCACCGAUAGUAAUGACAACGCACCGAUCUUCAGCGAGGUUUCGUAUAGAGCUUUCGUAAGGGAAGAUGCAAAAAUCGGUGAAAAAGUUACACAAGUAUAUGCGAACGAUUUGGAUAGCGAGGAAAAUGGCAAUGUGUCGUAUUAUAUAGAACGUGGCGACAGACAGAAGCAGUUCUCUAUCGAUAGAAAAACCGGUCAAAUAAUUGUAGCCGCGCCAUUGGAUCGAGAAGAAGUUGCGAGCUAUGUGUUGGAAGUUCACGCGCGCGACAACGGCAUACCGAUGCUCUCGAGCUUCGUGAUGGUGAAUAUUGAGGUUUUGGAUGCAAACGACAAUCCACCACUGUUUGCCCUGCCGAAUUACACGGCUGUCGUGCAGGAGGAUAAACCGAUCGGCCAUACGGUUUUGCAAUUUAUGGUCACCGACGCGGAUGUCGAGCCAAAUGCUGAACCAUACACCUUUGACUUCCGUUCCGGGAACGAGGGCGACGCGUUUCGACUGGAGCAAGAUGGCACUUUGCGAACGGCAACGAAAUUUAACAACAGAGUGAAGGACAAGUACGUACUACACGUCCGAGUGUUCGAUAACGGCAGCCCACCGUUGUACUCGGACGCAUGGGUCGUGAUCAAAGUUAUCGAAGAGUCGCAGUAUCCGCCAGUGAUUACACCCCUCGAGGUGAUUAUCAACUCUUACAUGGAUGAGUAUCCUGGCGGCAUUAUCGGGAAAGUCCAUGCAACCGAUCAGGAUCAAUACGACACGCUUCUCUUCAGUUUGAUGCCAUCCUCGCCGAUCCCGAACACUGAUCUCUUCCAGAUAGACAAGAUUGAUGGCACAUUGGUGGCCCUGCCCAGGCUCGACGUGGGCGAGUACAGGGUGAACGUUAGCGUAACAGAUGGCAAGUUUCACUCGUACUCCAUUGUAAAAGUUAAUGUUGAUUUAGUAACCGAUAAGAUGCUUGAGAGUUCGGUGAUCGUGAGAUUUCGCGAGGUUAGUCCAGAAGAUUUUAUGUUGAGCCAUCGUAAAGGUUUCGUCAGAACUGUUCGCAACGCGAUGAAUUGUCGGCUUAAGGACAUCAUUAUUAUAAGUGUGCAACCAUCGACCGAUGAAGCGAAUUUGAUCAAAUCGCGGGCAAUUCGCCAGGCAGUUCACAAUGAUCUCGAUCUUUUGUUUGUCGUGAAAAAGGCGGCGAGUCCCGCGGGUUCCACAGGUUUCUACGCUUCGGAAAGCAUACGCGAAGCGUUGAAUCAGCAUGUGGAGGAGUUGGAAGAGUCAACGAAGUUGGUCGUUGAAGAAAUCGUUCGGUUCAAGUGCAACAAAGGCUACUGCUUCUACGGCGACUGUCAGGACAAGAUCACUCUCGAUCCCGCGCAAAUCACACCUGUGUCCACCGACGUGAUGAGCUUUGUAUCGCCACGGCAUAAGCAUAAGAUGGAGUGCAAUUGCAAGGAGGGAUACGCCGGCAAUCACUGCGAAGUGGUGGUCAACGAAUGCGCUAGAGAUCCGUGUCCUCUGUUCAAGGUCUGCGUGCCGGACUCUUCCAUUCAAGGAUACUCGUGUCAAUGUCCCGAGGGAUACGCCGGUCAGACCUGCGACAUAGACAUCUCCAAAUGCCACGACGAGUCGUGUUACAUUCCGCGAAAUCCCAUAUCUUUCAGCGGCAAAAGUUAUGCGCGCUACAAGAUCGACAAAGCGCUAAUACGGCAAACGAUCGAGGAUCGUCUUAGCUUAUCUUUAAGGAUCAGGACGAUGCAGCCGACCGGCAACCUCAUGUACGCGGCUGGCAAGGUUGACUACAACAUCUUAGAGAUCGUUAAUGGUGUGAUGCAAUACAAAUUUGAUCUAGGCAGUGGCGAAGGUUUAGUCAGGGUGAGCAGCGUGUACGUGAGCGACGGACAGUGGCACGAGAUCCAGUUAGAACGGGAAAGCAACAGCGCCCGUCUUACCGUAGAUGGGAAACACAUCGCUCACGGUUCCGCGCCCGGUAUCAAUGAUAUCUUAAAUCUACAGUCGGACGAUCUUUACCUGGGCGCUGAGGUGAGACAGCAUCCAUCGAUCAUUGGCUUCGAAGAUGUGCAGCGCGGCUUUGUCGGCUGCAUGGACGACGUCAGGAUCGCUCGGGUGUCUGUCCCAUUGCACAUGAGUGGCGCCAGUAGCGUGGCAAUCCUUAAACGAUUUGCCAACGUCGAGUUCAGUUGUGACACGGCGACUAUCUUGGUGCCGCCGGGGGUCUGUGGCUCGCAGCCGUGUCAAAACGGCGGCACCUGCAAGGACAUGGGCAACGAUAACUACGAGUGCCAGUGUCACAGCCGGUUCGCCGGUAUUGCCUGUGAGAUCGAUACGGAUCCGUGUGCUUCAUCACCCUGUCUCUACGGCGGUCGUUGCAAGAUCGUGCCAGAGGGCGGCGAUUAUGUUUGCGAAUGUGUCGGACCGAGUCUCAGCGGCAAACGCUGCGAGUUCGGUAGAUACUGUAGCCCGAAUCCGUGCAACCACGGGGGCGUGUGCGAGGAGGGAAACAACGGCCCGAUUUGCAAGUGUCAAGGCUUCAUGGGUGACCGCUGCGAGACCGAUUUGAACGAGUGCGACACGAGUCCGUGCACAAACGGCGGCACCUGCGUGAAUGAGAUCGGCACGUACAGAUGUAUUUGUCCACCGAACAUGACUGGCUUAAACUGCGGCAAUCCAGCUUUCUCUACGCCCAUCAUAUCCAGUCACUUUAACAUCCCGUGGGAACAUGUCAUGUGGAUUGGCAUUGCGGUACUGCUCAAUGUCCUGCUCAUCGUCAUAUUCGUCGCGUUCUGGCGGAUCCGAACGAAACGGACUAGAACGCGCGCCAACAACAUCAACAACGAGACACGGAAACAAAUCGUCCUGAAUUCCGCGAGGCCGCACGAACACGAAUUCAAGCGCAGUUCAAAACUGAGCAAUCUGGAAGUCAUACAGAGAGAACCUCCCCAAUGCCCUCCCAGACCCGCCUCCUACACCCCAAGCUCGAACAACGAGCCCGCCGCAUACGGUAACUCAGCGGCGGUGGCUCUGAAUAACUUGGACACCCUGCGCAGCUACGGCAGCGCGGGCGACGAGCUCGAGAACUUCCCGCCGGAUUACCUGCGAAACUUAAAUCGCAGCACUCCUGUACCACCCCCAUCCCUGACCCUCGCUAAUCCGGUCAGCGGAAAUGCAACUGGCAGCGACACGGACAGCCUACAUAAGCCUACCUGGCAAGAGCAGAUGCAGCUGGCCUCCUUUAUCACCGACACUACCAAGAUUAAGAAUGACCUGAAACGAUCGAGCCCAGUGGUACCAGAGCUGACCACUGGAGGACUUCUAUUAAACUCUUCUCGACGGACGCCUCACGCGGUUGGGUCUUCCAUUGCAUCCGUUACAUCCAUUGAGGAUGAUCCUCGCAUCGUCGGCGGAUAUCACUGGGAUUGCUCAGACUGGGUGAGACCGAGUCAGAAUCCCUUGCCUAACAUCACAGAAGUACCCGGCAGCGAGGUUCCAGAUUCGUCCAGCUUCCAUAGCAAUGAGAGUAAUGAGUCUAAUACUCAUCAAUUACCAAUGAUGCACGGUCCGAUAGAUCCAACGAGGGACAUCGAGACCCUAAACGAAGAUCAGGAAUCGGAGUAUGUCGGCGAUUCCGAGUGCGGGACUGAGUUUUCGGAGCAGUAUCACUGCGCGGAAACGCAGCGUCUGAACCCCCUCGACAGUGGCGGUGAAGGGGAGUACAAGUACAAGAGCUCCGAGAGCUAUCUACGCCACCCGAACUCAUACCUGCCUCAUUACAAUAUUCACACCGAUACCGAGAAUGAGACGAACCCGCUUAACGGCCGUCUCAGCACCCUCGAGUCCGACGAGGAGGAAGAAGACGACGUAGUGCCUUAUGGUUUUCCGAGCACCCGCCGUAACCGAUGCCACAAGGUGAUGGAAGAGGACGAGAUCGGUUCCGUCAUCACCACGCUCGAGGAAAGGAACUCAUUAUUAGGCGGCGCGACUAGCAACAGCGAUCUCUCUACGAAUCUCUGCGAGAUUGAUGAUUCCGAAUACGAGAUUGCAGAUCAGAAGAGAAACGGGCGUUUGUGGCUUUCGGGAAACGGCAUCACGCAAACCUCAGUGUGACGAAUGGUGGUGCCCAAGUACGCGAAUAGACCGAAGCGCGCAAGAGAAGCAUGUCUCUCCGUUAUGCUUUUACGCUCGAGACGCGCGGAUGUCUGUGAAUAUGCAAUUUUGUACAUAGAGUGUUAUAUCGCCGUAGGGAAAUAAGACAGUCUGUACAGAGGCAGCUAUGAAAUAAAAGAAAUCCAUGUUGUUCGAAACCACCGAGUGCGUGUUCUGGACGCACGCAUAUGCGAUGCAUGACCGUCGUGGAAAUACAUCGCAUCUCAAAUCUUCUCUUAUACAGGUAGAGUUCGAAUAUCAGCGUACUUAAGUUUGCAAACUAAUCUCGCGAAUAAUGUAUAUCUUAAAACCGCAAGCAGUGCGUACAUUGCGUCACAUCAGAAUCGAUGAAAACAUUUUGUUCCAUUCUAUUUAUUUUACUAUUACUGGAUGCAUUAUAUGUUUUAUCGUAAGUAAUAUGUACAUUGAGUGCAAAAAGUAUUCCUAUAAGAGAAA
Messenger RNA from Solenopsis invicta (red fire ant), 15793 nucleotides. It is a transcript of the gene kug, whose product is annotated as fat-like cadherin-related tumor suppressor homolog. Gene Ontology annotation, molecular function: cadherin binding; calcium ion binding. The transcript is spliced from 26 exons. Gene Ontology annotation, cellular component: plasma membrane; adherens junction; catenin complex. Lineage: Eukaryota; Metazoa; Arthropoda; Insecta; Hymenoptera; Formicidae. The record is from RefSeq and is a predicted model, not a curated record. Bases 824 to 15298 code for a protein of 4824 amino acids. Gene Ontology annotation, biological process: calcium-dependent cell-cell adhesion; cell-cell junction assembly; adherens junction organization.